This is a messenger RNA of Sceloporus undulatus (fence lizard), 800 nucleotides long. It is a transcript of the gene MUSTN1, whose product is annotated as musculoskeletal, embryonic nuclear protein 1. The coding region runs from base 198 to 434 and encodes 78 amino acids. NCBI's taxonomy places the organism in Eukaryota, Metazoa, Chordata, Lepidosauria, Squamata, Phrynosomatidae. The transcript has 3 exons. Gene Ontology annotation, biological process: chondrocyte proliferation; tissue regeneration; chondrocyte differentiation. Gene Ontology annotation, cellular component: nucleus. The record is from RefSeq and is a predicted model, not a curated record.
UCAGUCACUGCUAAGAAUAAACCUUUCAGCAUCAAGGCUGUGUCAACCCCAAACACUCCAGGAACUACAUUGGGAAGAUGACCCACUAGAAUGACCUCACUCAGGAGUCUAUAUAAGUUAGAGUAAGCAGGCUACUGUGGAAUUGGAACGUUGAUGAAGGAGUCUACUAACUCUGUGCUCGGUUAAGUGCUGCCACCAUGUCACAGCCAGCUCCUGUGAAAAAGAAACGUCCUCCAGUGAAAGAGGAAGAUCUCAAAGGAGCUAGAGGAAAACUCUCUAGCAACCAGGAAAUCAAAUCCAAAACCUACCAAGUCAUGAAGCAGUGUGAGCAAGCUGGCUCUGCUGCGCCAUCCGUAUUCAGCCGAGAUCGCACAGGAGGGGAAACGGUCUUUGAUAAGCCCAAAGAAGAGCCUCCAAAGAGUGUCUUUGGCUGACUGCCAAGUUCAAGAUCUGUGAUGAAUACUCAUGGCCUCCUUCACCCCUCCUUUUGCUUUCACAUACUCCAGUCUUACUACUGCACUGUUAACUUAAUUCCUUUAAUUAUUAACUAACCCAAGAAACUGCAUUGAAAGAUGCCACUUCUUUUUUAUAUAUAUACUCACAGAGAGACAUGUUAUGGACUUUUUUUUACCCCUCAGCUGUGGAUGAUGGAGACAGGGUGCAGGCUGGUAGCAUAAUGACCAACUUUGUUACACUCAUACAUGAUUCUUCUCUUUAAAUAUAUGUUCCAGAAUGGUAUCCCAGUUCCAAUUGUGUUGAUACUUUUGUGAUUUAAACCAAUAAAAGCAUGGUGGUUUUGA